AUGUCUCUCCCUGUUUCCGAGUUUGAUAAGAUCAGCGUCUCUUUAUGGACCAAAAGCCACACCUCUCAGUGGAUUGCUUAUAAGAAGAAUUCCACACCUGAUGAAGAAGAGAAGAGUGCUGAUACAUCAAAGUAUGAGUUUAGAAAUGGUCCACAACUCUUGGACAUAGCAAAGAGUAAAGACACCUUUGUCCAGUACUGCAACAAUCAACCAUUCGCCUCAUCAUUGUGGGAUGAUCUGCAAGAACGACUCAAAGCAAAACGUGAUUGCGCACAUGUUGAGCAGGUCCUUAAAUGGUUCCUCACCAAGUAUGGAGAACCCACAGAUGCUCGACCUCUCACUUCGAUAAAGCUAUCCCUGGAAGGCAGAGGUACGGUGCUGGACAAGAUAGUAUCAAGUGCAGUUGAGAGACUGAGCCACAACGGUGAUGGCAUCAAAGAUAAUCACCCUUUCAAUGUCAUAUAUGGGGCACCUGGUAUUGGAAAGACCAGGGUCCUCGAGGCAAUCUCUAAACGAACUGCAGGUGACCAUCUAUUGCCAGUUAAUCAGGUCAACAUCAACAUCUCCUUCAACAGCACAACACCAUACAACAGGGAGAAGCUUCAAGACAGCACCACAGUCCUCACUUUAUCGACUCGAAUACUAUAUCGGUACUUUGUGGAUGAACUGUGCUUCGAGUAUAUCUCUGCGUGGAUCAAGAGUAAGAAUCCUUCCAUUGUUACCUGUGACAAUCUGGGCUCCAUGACAGACAAGUCCAAACUCAUCUUGAUCAACCUGGGCUUGGAUGAGUUUCAACGCACACUCAAUGAUAGCAAAGACCCAGAUGAGAGAAGAUCCGUACUCAAGGCAAUCAUACGUGACAAUCUAGCUGGCCUCCUUACCAAUGCACCACUCCCAUUCUUCCUCAACAUCACUCUCUGUGGCACUGUAAUUGGAGACAUUACCACAGUGAUCCAUAAGGACUCUUCUCAUCCAUUCACUAGUAUCCCUCUUCCUUUUUUGUCGCAAGAUGCGGUCAAAAGAGUCUGCGAGUCAGCCGGCAUUGUAUUAAACCAAUACAUUGAGAGAGCGCUCAUGUUCACCAGUGGCUGGCCUAGACCGCUUUCCAUCAUGAUCAAAUCAAUCAAGAAUGGCAACCCACUCAACAAGACCAGCGAUAUUCUUGGGUCGACCAGAGAACGAUUCCUCAAACACUAUGGAAGAAUCGACAAGAACAUCUAUCCAAUUAUCAUUGCCUAUUCCCUCACUGGAAUCUCACUCAGUCUCAAUACUAAGGUUCCAAACACCGACAUCACCUUUGAACAAUUGCAAAGUAAUGGACUCCUGGUUCUAGACAAUAAUGUUGUUAAGCUUCCUCCCUACUUUAUCUACAUUUAUGUCGACUACCAACCAGACAACCUCUACGUCUCUCAUCUACGCCCACUUUAUUACAACCUCAAACUUGCGCUCAACACGGUUCAAGAUGGCGAUUUUGGUUUCGAGCAAUUUGAAACCUUUUGUGCUCAUUACCAGGCAGCACGAAUGAUCUCUUUCCAUCUAAUUAUGUCCGAUCCAAAGCCCAAUGCAACUCACGUUGGUCCGCUCCCCUCCCAGCCAAUCACAUUUGGUCAAUUGUUUGGUCGGUCAUCUCACUUUUUCCCUUUGGAUCUUAACAAUAAGAUAUUCUCCAUCAGCAAUAGUAUCGAUCUUGUCAAUCGCCCACCACAUCAUGAGCCCGAAACAACAGGCUCAAUGAACCCCUCAACAAUCAUUCUAAAUUAUAGGGGAGGCAAGGUGGAUAUUGUUGCCAGGUCUGCAGCCACUACACUGGAUCAAAUUGGAUACCUGUUCAACUCUAUGAAGUUCACGGACAACUCUAAUACUCUCAGGAAGAACGAACUGCAGAACAACAAAGAAGUAAAGCUCGCCAGAAUCCUUGGAAUCCAGCCUGAUCAAUACUCUAUUGUCCUUCAGAGCACCAAGCGUCUCACAAACACAAUGAGAGACACAUUUCUCAAGGAGAUGGAUCUCAAGAAAGAACAUGAUUCAGUUAUGAAAGAUGCGAAAGAGGAAGUGGAUGAGGAAGAAUUGAAGGAGGAAGAGGAGGAAGAGGAGAGGAAGAAAAGGUGGAUCAGAAGAAGAACAAGAAGAGAAAGUCAGAGACAGUCCCAGACUUCACCAAAGGGAUCAACUAUGUUAUGA
Molecule: messenger RNA, 2181 nt
Organism: Acytostelium subglobosum LB1
Lineage: Eukaryota; Evosea; Eumycetozoa; Acytosteliales; Acytosteliaceae
Exons: 4
Coding region: 1-2181 (726 amino acids)
Source: RefSeq, a predicted model, not a curated record